Ciona intestinalis (vase tunicate) is the source of this 1379-nucleotide messenger RNA. Its product is annotated as retinol dehydrogenase 13-like. The record is from RefSeq and is a predicted model, not a curated record. Lineage: Eukaryota; Metazoa; Chordata; Ascidiacea; Phlebobranchia; Cionidae.
AACCGUUUUGUGCAGUGAAUUUACUAGCUUUAAAAAACUCCUUUUACUAUCUACACAUAAUUAAGUAAUAAACAGACAGUAGUAACACAGGCUGGGUUAUUUAAAUCGUUUGGGUCACAUACUGUGGUAUGCUAGUUGUAUCUGUAUGAAACGUUAAACAGAAUAUGAGUUUUAUAAAUUCACCUGUGUUAACCGGGUUAUUGUACCGCUGUCAUUUUUCUCUUCGGCGUUUGGAGCCAUCCUACUCAUAAAAGAAAGCAGAGGUGGGAAGCAAUGUCCGAGUAAAGAGAGAUUGGAUGGGAAGGUAGUUGUGGUAACUGGGGGUAGUUCGGGUAUUGGGAAGGAAACUGCGAAGGAAGUUGCAAAAAGAGGCGCAACAGUUGUCCUAGGUUGCAGGCAUAUGGGAAGAUGUGAAAAGGCAGCAAAAGAAAUCAGAAUCGCAGCAAAAAGUCAACACGUUGUUUGUAGAUUCCUUGAUUUAGCAAGUCUGGAUUCUGUGACUAAUUUUGCAAAGAUGAUAAACCAAGAACUGCCACACAUUGAUGUCUUAAUAAACAAUGCUGGAAUUAUGAAGCCAAGACCUCCUAAGGCAACUCCAUUGACAGAAGAUGGUUUUGAAAGACAACUAGAAACUAAUUAUUUGGGUCAUUUUUUACUGACAAACUUGCUUAUGGAUAACUUAACAAACGGAGAACAACCUGGCAGAAUAAUCAAUGUAACUUCUGCUGCUUAUGAGAGAGGAAGUAUUGAUUUGGAAGAUGUUGAGAAGUCAUCUUUGGAGGGGGAAGAGAAGUUAACAGAGCUUUAUUACCAAAGCAAACUUGCUAAUGUUCUUUUUACUGAUGCCCUGAGCAGAAAAGAAGAGCUCAAGAACAGGAUAACUUGUAACUGUUUAAACCCUGGUGUGGUCCAUACCAAUAUUGACAGAUAUUCAUCUAUACCACUAUAUGCGCUGUCCGUAUAUUUAUAUAAACCUUUCCAAUGGUUUAUAAUGAAGACACCGCUUCAAGGGGCACAGACAAGUCUAUAUUUAUCAACAGAGCCAACUCUAUCUAAAACUACAGGCCGCUACUUUGACGACUGUGAGUUCGUGUCUAAAACAAGCGAGAUAUGCGACUGUGAAUUGGCUGACAAACUUUGGGAAGCCAGCAAAAUGUGGACACGGCUGGAUGAACGUCACACCUCUGUAAGCCAUGAUCUACGAGAAGGGAAAAGUUAAAAGUGAAUAUAAGAAGAAACUGCUGUUUAAAAACUGGUCUUUUGAAUAUUUUCUACAAGCAGUGUUUGAAAACUUUGUCGUAAAUUCCAUGGGUCUCCAUAUUGUGAAUUAAAAACUGCCAAUAAAUUCCACAAAUAGCCUAUGAAAACUCUGGCUCGAA